Lottia gigantea (owl limpet) is the source of this 824-nucleotide messenger RNA. RefSeq lists its product as hypothetical. Lineage: Eukaryota; Metazoa; Mollusca; Gastropoda; Lottiidae. The annotation marks the transcript as partial. The transcript has 2 exons. The record is from RefSeq and is a predicted model, not a curated record.
ACCGCACUGUCGACAUUAUAUACCAGUGAAUAUCGGAUACUUUUAACUAUAAUAUACUAUUUAAAGCUAUUGUACUAUUGGAUUUUAUAUGAGAAUUCUUAUGGAUAUAUUGUAUUAAUAGUGUGUUACUGUUUUGGAUUGUAUUAUAUUGGAAUACUUUGUUAACUCAGCAGUCUUCACGACAAAAACUUUAAAGGGACAACAUCCCAAAAUUUUAACAUGGCUGAUUCUGGAUUUACUUUACUAGUGACUCUUUAGUGAUUGUUACUUUUUAUCUGCCUGUGGACAAAUAGAAAUUUGUCCCUGGCAAACUUAAAACCAUUUUGGACCUGGAGUCCUUAUAUAAAAUGAGUGGUACAGAACACCAUGUUCACGCAACUGCGGAUAAAGGCCUCAAAAUGAAAAUCAAAAGAAAGAAUGUAGCUGGGGUGAACAAGGCUGAUAGCAAACAUGAAAUUGUGAAAAAUGAAGGAAAAAACGUCGACUCGGCUAAUAACAGUGGAGCAGGGGUAAACGGACAAAGUACUGACAAAAACAAACAAAGCAGUUCAAAUAGUGACAAGUCACCGUAUAAAAAUAAAAGUACUCAUAAAAAGGAGAAAACGAAAGAAAAGGGUGGAAGUAAUAUUAACAAUAAAACUGAUCGUUUAGUGAACGGUAAUAUUAGUAAUGGAUUAGAUGAACUCUUCAACAAAGUUUCAAUGGAGCCUAAAAUAGCAGACAUGGCACAAACUGUCAAGAAAGAAGGAAGUUUAGAUCCCUAUGAUUUUAAUAAUGAUGAUGAUGGAAUAACAUUACCUACUAAAAAGGUUAAGACAGAAAAG